This is a messenger RNA of Catharus ustulatus (Swainson's thrush), 3275 nucleotides long. It is a transcript of the gene TRHR, whose product is annotated as thyrotropin releasing hormone receptor. The record is from RefSeq and is a predicted model, not a curated record. Gene Ontology annotation, cellular component: membrane. Bases 485 to 1666 code for a protein of 393 amino acids. Gene Ontology annotation, biological process: phospholipase C-activating G protein-coupled receptor signaling pathway. Lineage: Eukaryota; Metazoa; Chordata; Aves; Passeriformes; Turdidae. Gene Ontology annotation, molecular function: thyrotropin-releasing hormone receptor activity. The transcript is spliced from 3 exons.
CAGGGCUCAGCAGCUGGAAACUCCCUCCACAGCUGGCAGGAACUCCCUCCACAGCUGGCACGAAACUCCCUCCACAGCUGGCAGGAACUCCCUCCACAGCUGGCACGAAACUCCCUCCACAGCUGGUAGGAACUCCCUCCACAGCUGGCAGGAACUCCCUCCACAGCUGGCACGAACCUCCCUCCUCCACAGCUGGGAUUUCAUCAGCGCCUCCAACCAGCUGUGAGACAGCAGCCUCGCAGCCUGUGCGAGUGCCCUGGAGCCUUACAGGGAUCAACCCAUCUGACAGGUGACUUUACAAAGACUGAAAGCCCAGGUGCUGCAGGGGCAGUGGAGGACGGAGCAGGAAUGGGACCGUGACCACAUGGAGAGUUCUGGGGCUGCAGCUCAGCCCCGCUCUGCUCCACCGACCCUGUUGCAGGGGACCAUGGCAAGCAGGUGCUGAGAUAGAGUGCUUGGCAGAAGAAGCAGUGGGCUGGUGGAGAUGGAGAAUGGCACAGGACAAGAGCAGAACCAGACUGGGCUGCCACUAUCGAGCCAGGACAUCAUUACAGCCGAAUACCAAGUGGUUACCAUCCUCUUGGUCCUCGUCAUCUGCGGACUGGGCAUUGUGGGCAACAUCAUGGUGGUUUUGGUGGUGCUCAGAACCAAGCACAUGAGAACUCCCACUAACUGCUAUCUGGUGAGUCUGGCCGUGGCAGAUCUCAUGGUGCUCGUGGCUGCAGGACUCCCCAAUAUCACAGAGAGCCUCUACAGAUCCUGGGUGUACGGCUACGUCGGGUGUCUCUGCAUCACUUAUCUGCAGUACCUGGGAAUCAACGCUUCUUCUUUCUCCAUCGCUGCCUUCACCAUUGAGAGGUACAUAGCCAUCUGCCACCCAAUCAAAGCUCAAUUCCUAUGCACCUUUUCAAGAGCCAAAAAGAUCAUUAUUUUUGUUUGGGCUUUCACCUCCAUGUACUGUAUGCUCUGGUUUUUCUUGCUAGACCUAAAUACAGAAGCCUACAAAGAGACUACUGUUGUGUCCUGUGGCUACAAGGUCUCCAGGAGCUACUACUCUCCUAUCUACAUGAUGGACUUUGGCAUAUUUUAUGUUUUGCCAAUGGUAUUGGCAACUGUCCUCUAUGGUCUGAUUGCUAGAAUACUGUUCCUGAACCCUGUCCCUUCAGACCCUAAAGAAAACUCUAAGACCUGGAGGAACGAUGUGGCUCACCAAAGUAAGCCUGUGAAUUCCAAGAUGGGUAACAGGAGUUUCAAUAGCACAAUUGCUUCUCGAAGGCAGGUUACCAAGAUGCUGGCCGUGGUUGUGAUCCUAUUUGCAUUCCUAUGGAUGCCCUACCGCACCCUGGUUGUGGUCAAUUCCUUUCUCUCCAGACCCUUCCAAGAAAACUGGUUCCUGCUAUUUUGCAGAAUCUGUAUUUAUUUAAAUAGUGCCAUCAAUCCUGUAAUUUAUAAUCUCAUGUCCCAGAAAUUCAGAGCAGCCUUCAGGAAACUGUGCAACUACCAGCAGAAACAGGAGAAGAAACCUGCCAGUUACAGCAUGGCCCUAAAUUACAAUGUCAUAAAGGAUUCUGAUCAUUUCAGCACUGAGCUGGAAGAUAUUACCCAUACCUACCUGUCCUCUGCAAAAUUGUCCAUUGGUGAUACGUGUUUGUCAUCCAAGGCCUGAUGCCCACCUUAUUCUGAGUAUGCAGCCAUACAAGAGGUUUGGAUGCUCUGUUCCCACCAAUUGUAUGAAUUGUGAGGACCUUUCUGCUCGCAGACUUGCAGAAGCUGCCAUAAAUCUUUAAAUAACUGCAUCUGCUCUACAAGAAAAAGCAGCAUCUCGGGGAGUGAAAAGAGUGUAUAAUUGAGGCUAACUGAAUUAAGUAGUUAACACAACCUCACUUUAAGCAGGUGAGCUGGCUUCAGUAGAAUACCAAAAUCCUUCUUCCCAUUAACUGAAGAGUGAUCUGUGAUCUCAGAAUGAGCAAGGACAUAUCCAUGGACACAGAGUGGGGCAGUGGAAGGGGAGAGAUGAGGAGAGGAGCUGCUCUAAUGUGUGGCUGCACCGGGCAGUACCCGGGGGACCUCCCAACAGCAGCCAAAAUUGCUGCUACUAGCAGUAAUUACCUGCCAAUGACUCCCUCAUCCCGCUUCUGUGCAAAUCUCAUUGCAGCCAUCACAGCACACUUCAAUAAACAGGUAUCUGAUGGCAAAGAGCAAAAAGUCUUUCUUUGGUUUAUUUUUUACCUUGAGCAGCAUGAAAUAGGAAUGAAUUUGCAGCAGGGAGCAAACAAAUUAAAAAGUCAGUAAGAGCACCUUAAGUCAUUUAAAAUAUCUUAUUUUUUUCAGCAAUCAGGUUUAUAGAUGUACCAAUUUAAGUGUAAGUCUCAGCUAUUACUGAAUCCUGUUGGAACUUGACAGAUAUUGAAGAGCAUGCAACAGGCUUUUACCAGCUCCUUUUAUCUUGGUUCAAUACCAAUUGUGUCUAAGAGUGCUGGAAGGGGUUUAGAGCUUUAAUAUCGAUAAUAUCUGGGGAAAAGAGCAAGAUUCAGAGAAAAAUGACACUUUAAAAAGUAUCUGUUAAAAUACUCUAGGACAUAAAUUGUUGUCAGAAGAGAAGUCAUUGUGGCUUUUUACUUGCCAGCACAACCCCUUCCCUGCUCUUCCCUCACAGGCCCAUGGUAAGCAGCCUGGGGCCAUAGUCUCCCUGGUGUAGCUGCAGACAAAAUAUCCUGUAUUGCUUUGGCUUUGCUCUAGACCAGCUCUUGUUCUUGCUGCAAAUACAUUUUCUCACUUCUGUGCAGCAGAAGCUCAGGAAAGUGCCUGUGUAUUCCUGCUUGUCAUGAACAUUUUGCACAGCUUUUGUACAUGACAUUUAAAAACCUGUAAAAAACCCGAUUCACAGAAUUGGCUGAUUUGGAAGGGACCCAGAAGGAUCAUCGAGUCCAGCUCCCAGCCCUUCACAGCCCCACCCCCAAGGGUCACAAACCUGCCCUGUGUGGGUGAGAGGUAGCCUCUACAGCAUUUUGAGGUUUUCCUAUCCAGUAUUCUUUGCCUACACAGCCUCUUCCCUAAUUCAAGCCACUUUAAUAUUCAACCAUAUUUUCAAACUUAAAGAGAACUAAAAAUACCCUGAUAGGCCUCAGUUUUUAAUUUUAAAACCAUGAACCUGUGUCUGCUACAUCCAAAGGACUCUGUUGGGCAUUCUCUACAUGGCAAGGAGGAAGCAAAAAAAAUAUCUCUCACUGGACAUAAUCAAGAACCAUCUGGACUCAGCCCUGUGCCAUGUGCCC